Molecule: messenger RNA, 5335 nt
Organism: Toxorhynchites rutilus septentrionalis
Lineage: Eukaryota; Metazoa; Arthropoda; Insecta; Diptera; Culicidae
Product: phospholipid-transporting ATPase ABCA1-like
Exons: 9
Coding region: 256-5268 (1670 amino acids)
Biological process (GO): transmembrane transport; lipid transport
Cellular component (GO): intracellular membrane-bounded organelle; membrane
Molecular function (GO): lipid carrier activity; ATP hydrolysis activity; ABC-type transporter activity
Source: RefSeq, a predicted model, not a curated record
UGUAAAGAUUCGAGUGUUACUUAUACUCUCAUUACCUAAAUAUAAUUAAUUGAAACUAUUUCAGGCGUUGAUUUAGUAUAAAUAAAUACGAGACCUUCGAAUUCUACGAAGUCGGUUGGAUUAGUAAUGACGUGAAGUUUUACGGAGAGUCUCGCGUCGCACGGUAGCACGUACUCGUUAUUACUUUGGGUCGAACUUCUAGCCGGAUGUACAUGUUAUCAAUAAUCCCCAUCAAUAGCACGAAAGCGAAAACAAAUGGUCGUAAUUGCUCCCCAAGCAUCGCACAGUAAUGAUGUAUUCCCAAAAUCACGUACAACGUCGGAUGGCGAAGUAUUUCUGCUUCUGUUGUGGAAGAACUUCCUGUUGCACUGGCGAAGCAAGGUAUCAUCCGUGGUGGAAAUUUUCAUUCCACCCAUUUUCAUGCUUUUGCUCGUUGGAUUGCGCAGCCUAACAGAAGUGCAGGUCAACGAGCAGGAGUCGAUCUACGAGCCCUUGGACGUGACCAAUUUCACCGGAAUAAGGAACAACCUGGUGGUUCCCUUCGCGCCCAUUAUAGCAUUCUCGCCGGAUGUGGAUUUCAUUCACGAUCUAAUGAGCCCCGUAUCCCAACGGAUGAAUUUGCAGCUGAAAGGAUUCAACUGCUCCAACGAAAUGCAAACUUUCCUCAUGGCUUCAAACUGCUUCGUUGGGGUGCAAUUUGAUGAACGCUACGCCGAGAUGACCGAUUUGCCAGAACAAUUGAAUUACACGUUGCGCUUUCCUGGAGAACUUCGAGCACAGUUCGGAAUAGUACACACGUGGUUAACGGAUACAAGCUUCGCCUCACCAGCCGAUGGAGGAGGUCGGUUCUACAGAUACGACGAUGGUGGUCCAAGUCCGGGAUAUUUCCGCGAAGGGUUUCUCAGUAUUCAACACUUCAUCUUCAUGUCAUUUGCUGAGAAAGCCAACAAACUCGGUACUAUACCAGAGGUUAUCGUGCAGCGGCUUCCGUAUCCGGCAUUUCUGGAGGAUAGCUUUUCUUCCAGUUUGAGGACGUUCCUGCCAAUUUCAACAAUGCUGGCUUUUAUCUAUCCGUGCAUAAGUAUUGUGAAAUCAAUUCUCUUUGAGAAGGAGAAGCAGAUAAAGGAAGCGAUGAAGAUUAUGGGAUUAAAAAAUUGGAUUUUGUGGAUUUCGUGGUUUGUGAAGUGUUUGUUUUUUAUGACGCUCUCCGUGUCAUUAGUGGUGUUGUUCCUCAAAGUGCAGUGGUAUGAUGCAUCUCAAGUUUCCGUGCUGACAUUCUCACACUGGACUGUGAUUUGGUUGUUCUUUUUCGUGUACGGUAUCGCUAUCAUCACGUUUUCGUUUAUGUUGAGUGCGUUUUUCACGAAAGCUAAUUCUGGUGGAGCAGUUGCUGCCGUCAUCUGGUUUCUUGCAUUUGCACCAUACACAAUUAUGGAUCAGGAUUACAGCAAAUAUGAACCAUCUGAGAAGCUAGCGGCAUCGCUGUCGUUUAACUCAGGAAUUGGGUUCGGUCUACGGCUGGUCGCCCUGUACGAAAGAACUUCUGAAGGGAUGCAGUGGUCCAGUUUAUUCCACAAGAGUGAAGUAGAUGAUAUUAAUCUAGGAUCGAUUAUGCUAGUGCUUUUGGCGGAUGCUGUUUUAUACAUGUUGAUUGCGCUUUAUGUUGAGCAAGUGUUCCCGGGUGAUUUUGGAUUAGCCGAGCCUUGGUAUUAUCCCUUCACGAAGCGAUACUGGUUUGGAGAUUCGUCUAAGUCAGAUUUAUCCGACAAUGUACAAGAAUGCUCGAGAGCAAAUAUAGAGGACGAACCAAAAGAACUUCCAGCUCGAAUUGAAAUCAAAGCUUUGCGGAAAGUGUACUCAAACAAAAAGGUAGCCGUCGAGGCGUUGAGCUUCAACAUGUUCGAGGGUCAAAUAACGGCUCUGUUGGGACAUAAUGGAGCUGGCAAAACCACUACGAUGUCCCUGUUGACGGGCAUGAAACGCCCAACCUCCGGAACGGCUCUAAUCUGGGGUAACGAUAUCCGGUGCGAUAUGAAAAAGAUAAGACAUUCGUUGGGUUACUGCCCGCAGCAUAAUAUUCUGUUUGACCGAUUGACGGUCGCGGAGCAUUUAUACUUUUAUAGCAGAUUGAAAGGACUUUCCCGGGUUCAGGCGAAGUGUGAGAUCAACAAAUACGUCAACGCACUGGAGCUUGUGGAUAAGGCGAAUGUAAUUUCUGUGAGUCUGUCAGGUGGUAUGCAGAGGAAGCUGUGCGUUGCAAUCGCAUUAUGUGCAGGAUCCAAAGUAGUAAUUUGUGAUGAACCCUCAUCGGGUAUGGAUCCGACGGCUAGAAGAGCUUUGUGGGAGCUGUUGAUUGCUGAGAAAAGCCGAAGAACACUUAUUCUUUCAACACACUUUAUGGACGAAGCCGAUAUGCUCGGGGAUCGCAUCGCCAUCAUGGCCGAGGGUAAAUUGAGAGCAGUGGGGUCUUCAUACUUUUUAAAGAAAAAGUUUGGUGUUGGGUACAGACUGAUAUGUGUUAAAACAUCACAGUGUGAUGCGGAAGCCGUCACCGAUCUUCUUCGGAAAUAUAUUGCCGAUAUUAUGGUGGAAACUAAUGUCGGUUCGGAAUUGUCAUACCUUCUGCAUGAGGAUUACGCUCACCGUUUCGAACCUAUGUUAGCAGAAUUGGAAAAUAAUUUGCAUAGCUUGAACAUUCUUGAUUUCGGAAUUUCGCUAACAACUUUAGAGGAAGUGUUCAUGAAAGUAGGUUCAGAUUCGAUGGCUAUGAGUGAUGCUGUGAGCGUUGAUAGCAUUGCAACGACAUCGACAGAUCUCGAGUCGAUUUGCAGUGAAGAUGAUUACGAACUUCUGGAGGGUUUUAGGUUAUUCCUUUGUCAGCUCCAAGCACUGUUUCUCAAAAAGAUUUAUCAAGCAUAUAGAAAUUGGUUCCUUUUCAUCAUGCAGAUAGCCAUCCCGAUUUUAUUUGUCUCCGUUACUAUAGUUGUUGUGCGAGCAUGGGUUGGCUCUAGGGAUAUGCCAGCAAGGGUGCUAUCUAUGACGGGAUACAACCCAUCCAUUACACUCGUGCAAACUGAUCCAGAGGAAGAAAUGUCUUACUUGACAAAAAGUGUGCUUAACAACUUUUUAAACUAUUUUGGCCAAACAGAAAGUCGUCAUAUAAACAUAACUCAGGAUAAUAUCGCUCAAACGUUUCUUAAUAUUGCAACCGAGCAUCUGGUGAAGGCGAAUAGAAGAUUCAUCAUUGGAGCGAGUAUUCUCGAGGAUAACAUCACAGCCUGGUUCAACAAUGAGGCACUUCAUUCCCCAGCAAUUUCGUUGAAUGUGAUGCAUAACGCAUUGCUUCGCACAUUUGCACUAUCGGAUGAAUACAGGAUUGAUGUCACAAACCAUCCACUUCCGUAUAAGGCUGAGACGAAGAUUCAGCUAAGCCGGGCGCACAACAACUUGGGGUUUCAACUGGCUUACAAUACCGGCUUUGGAAUGGCUUUCGUGUCGGGAUUUUACGUAAUAUUCUACAUCCGCGAGCGUGUUACCAAAGCUAAGCUGCUGCAACAUGUCAGUGGGGUUGGACGUCUUUUCUACUGGUUCACCGGAUUCAUCUGGGACUAUUGCACUUAUGCGAUCAUCUGCUUGCUUACCGUGGCUUCCAUAGCCGCCUUUCAGGAACCUGGGUUCAAAACUGCCGAUGAAAUAUUCCGAUUGUAUGCGAUAUUUCUCUUCGUAGGACUACCUGCGCUCCCUUUGACCUAUAUCACAACACUCUUCCACUCCUCACCACCAUCGGCCUUCAUCCGGGUGAGUGUUGCCUUCAUCGUUACCGGAACCGCACUGUUUAUAUUUGUGUUUCUACUCGGAACCGACAUGUUCAAUCUGGAAGUUCUUUCCGAAACACUCUCGACGGUAUUUCUAGUAUUCCCCCAUUUCGUGCUUUGCGAUGCAAUCUCGAAUCUGAGUCGUAUGUCGAUUGUAAUCAGUAUGUGUGGAGCGCCUCGGCCACCGGGUAUUGAGCCAAUGCCGAUUUGUAAGGAAGAUCCGUCCUACUUCCGAUGGGAUCGGCCGGGCAUUGGAAGACACCUCUUCUACAGUUUAGUUAUGAUGGGUGUAUAUUUUGGCGUUCUGUUUUUGCUGGAUUUCCGGGUGUUGAAAGCUUUGAUCCAGGCGGUCAGAGAACGGUAUUACAGGGGGCAGCACAAAAAUGCGGUUUCAGGAGACGAAAUUGAUUCCGAUGUUCGGGAGGAGAAAAAGCGCAUUGAAGCAAUGAGUGACGCAGAGCGAAAAGACACAAACUUGGUGGCACAUCAGAUCACAAAAUAUUACGAUCGGUUCCUAGCCGUUAAUCAUUUAAGUGUGGGAAUAAAUAACUACGAAUGUUUUGGUCUGCUAGGAGCGAAUGGGGCUGGGAAGACAACGACCUUUAAAAUGUUGUCAGGGGACGAAACAAUUUCAUUUGGCAACGCUUGGAUCAAGGGGAACAGUUUGAAGACAAACCUAAAGAAAGUUCAUAAGCACAUCGGCUACUGUCCCCAAUUUGAUGCGUUGAUAGUGGAUUUGACGGGACGGCAAACGUUAAGAUUGUUUGCGUUGAUGCGUGGCGUACCGGGAAAUAAGAUACCUCAUCUAACACUUUUUCUAGCAAAAGAAUUCGGUUUCGUAAAGCAUCUGGACAAGCAAGUGAAAGCGUAUAGUGGGGGUAAUAAGCGAAAGUUAAGUACGGCACUGGCACUGUUGGGCAACCCAUCGGUAAUCUAUUUGGAUGAGCCAACGUCGGGAAUGGACCCCGGUGCGAAAAGGAAUUUGUGGAAUGGCAUCUGUCGGUUGCGGGACAGCGGAAAGACCAUCGUGUUGACUUCCCACAGCAUGGAGGAAUGCGAAGCGCUGUGCACUCGGCUCGCCAUCAUGGUGAAUGGUGAAUUCAAAUGUAUCGGAUCGACGCAGCAUUUGAAGAACAAAUUCUCACAAGGUUUCGUGUUGAUCGUCAAGGCUAGGAAAAGUGAAUCUUCGAAUAAGCCUAAAGAUGGGUCGACUGUACAGCAUUUGGAGCAAAUAAAGCACUUCAUCUCUACUCAAUUCCGGAAGGCACAGUUGAAGGAAGAAUAUCAGGAUAUCGUCACGUAUUACAUAUCAUCAAACAAGUUGAAAUGGUCUACUAUUUUCGGUAUGAUGGAAAAUAGCAAACGUACGCUUAAUGUAGAAGAUUACUCGAUCGGUCAAACUAGCUUAGAGCAAGUAUUUCUUUUUUUCACAAAAUAUCAGAAUGAUAAGUGAAUCGAAUAUUUUUCUGAAAAGUGUUGUUAGUGUAAGUUAAACGAAUAGGUAUCAACCGCGAGUGUGA